UAAAAGAGAACGAGAGGAAUGGGAGAGACAGGAACAAGAAGCAAGACGAAGAAGAGAUGAAGAGGAGGACAGAAGGAGAAAGAUAGAGCAGGAAACAUGGGAUGACUAUUAUCAGAAACUUAAAAGAGAGAGAGAAAGAAGACAGAGAGAGAGAGAAGAUCUUCAGUUCAAACAUGAACAAGAUAGAGAGAGAAUGAAGAUGAUGGAGAAAGAAAGACAGAAUCAUGAAAAAGAAAGAAAGAGAAGAGAAGAUGAAUAUAUAGAAAGAGAAGAACAAUAUAAAACAGACAUUAAAAAUAUAGAAGAACAAGAGAGAGAGAUACGAGAGGAGCUGAAGAGAGAACAAGAAGAAUGGGAGAAACAGAAACAACAGGAACGAGAAAGAGAAGAAGAGGAAGAAGAAGAAAGACAUAUAUUUAAUGAACUUUACACCGAAAGUUCUGAGGAUGAUGAAGAUUCAUCAUCAGAUUCAGAAUGUUUGAGAAUCUUAUUGUUUGGGAGGACAGGAAGUGGAAAGUCUGCAACAGGAAACACUAUCCUCGGAAACGAUGAGUUCCACAGUGAAGCCAGUUCACGUUUGGUGACCACUGUUUGUCAGAAGGGAGUUGGUGAAGUUGAUGGUCAGUCAGUAUCUGUUAUUGAUACUCCAGGACUCUUUGACACAACACUGACAAAUGAACAAGUGCAGGAAGAAAUAUUGGAAUGUGUUUCACUGUCAGCACCUGGACCACAUGCGUUCAUCAUUGUGCUGAGUGUGGGAAAAAUCACUCCAGAGGAGAAAGACACUAUAGACAUGAUCAAGAUGAUCUUUGGCUCAAAAGCAGCAGAUUUCUGCAUUGUUCUCUUCACUCGAGGAGAUGAUCUGAGAGGACAAACAAUAGAGCAAUAUGUAGAGAAAAGUAAAGAUGCUGAUCUCAAGAAACUGAUCAGUGACUGUGGAAACAGAUUCCUGGCUUUUAACAAAACAGAAACACAAGAUCAGACACAAGUUACUCAUCUGUUUAAUAUGAUAGAAGAGAUGAAUCAAGGCCAAUACUUCACUAAUGAGAUGUUUUAUGCGGCAGAGAUCUCCAUUGAAAAAAUAAGGGAAAUAAUAAAAGAGAAUGAAAGACAAAGUCAGACUAAAGUUAAAGAAUUAAAAGCCAAAUAUGAUAUGGAAUUUGAAAGCAUGAAAAAGACACUGAAGGAAAAAAAACAAAAGAUACAUGAGGAAAAACAGAGGCUGAAGAACAAGUUCAGAGAACAAGAGGAAACACUCAGGAGAGAGUUUGAAGAGAAAGAAAAAUCAGAUCAGGAGAAACAAGAGACGGAGGAUCAGAAACGAUCAGAAGACGAGAAACAGCAAAUAUAUAAAUAUAAUCUGAGAAUAGAGAAGAUGAAGAGAGAGACUGAAGAUCAGAGAAUACAGUAUGAAAAACAGCAAAAAGAAAGAGAAGAAGAAGAAGAUAGAAUGAGAGAAGAAGAGUUUAAACAAGAUCAAGAAAAAAUGAAAAAUGAUCAUGAACACAUCAUGGCAGAGUUAAGAAAAAAGCAGGAAGAGGAAAUAAAAAAGAGAGAUUCAGAGGAACAAACGAGGAAGGAACAAGAAGAGAAAGGGAGAGAGGAAUGGGAGAGAAAAAUAAAAGAGGCUGAAAGUGACAAAGAGACUCAAGAGGAAAUUAAACAACAGCAGAGAGAAUGGGAGGAAGAGAAGAACCGACAGAUGAGAGAACAAGAGGAAGAGGAAAGAGAGAGAAAAGAGAGACAUGAGAAACAGCUGAGAGAAAAACAAGAAGAACUGGAGAAAAUAAGGAAGAAAUUUGAAACCAACAGAGAAGAAGAAGAACAGAUUAUAGAGGAGGAGAGAGAGAAACGGAAAAGAGAGACAGAACAGAAGAAGAGAGAAUAUGAAGAAAAGAUAAAUGAAAUGGAGAGACAUUGUGAGCAGCUGGAGCGAGAGAGAAAAGAGGAGAGGAGGAGAAGGAAACGAGAGGAUGAAGAGAGACGAGUGGAGAAGAGAAAGAGAUGGGAGAAAAUGAUGGAAGAUCUGAAACGAGAGCAAGAGGAGGAGAUCAAUAGAAGAGAGGAGAGAGAAAGAAUAGUCAGAGAAGAAAAAGAGUGUGAUGAAAUGAAACAGAAACAUAAAGAACAAAUAGAGAAGAUGAAGAAGAAACAUCAAGAUGAAGCCAGAAAAUUUAAUGAUUUCAGAGAGAGAAAAGAACAGCACAUUCAGGAGCUCAAGGAGAGACUUGAAGAGUUUCAAAAACAACAGAAUAAAGUGAAAAGGUUAAGAAUGGACCUAGAAGAUAGAUGGUCAUGUCAUGUCAUGUGAAACAUUAUUGAUCAGCCAAAUGAAUGGCAACUCGACUUUUGUAGUGAAUUUGAAGGGUUUUUCGGUAUUUCUCUUUCUUUCUUCAUAUAAUCAGGAUUAUUCCCACAUGCUCCUGAAGGCUCACUUUCAUACAGAUUUUAAUCACUUACUGAACAUACCUGUCAGUUAUUAAGAGAUCAUGUAGACCUUGAUGAGUGGGUUUGAUUAGAGUUAAAGUUCUGCAGGAGCAGAUUUGAAUAGACCUGAACUAAAAUGAUCACACAAAAUUAAUUUUCUUUUGGUAGAUUUAAAAAAAAUGAUUAAUUAUAGCAGACCAUAAAAGAGAAAAAAGAUAGAAAACUGAUGUCAGCUGUUCAUGGACUGUAAAAUCUCUCAUGCAGUAGAUGAAACCUAAGAUGCUGAUCACAAUAAUACCGUAACUAAAAGGUGUUAAAGGAAGUUUUUAUUUACUUUGGGUGUUUUCAUUUAAUUAUUUGUAGCAUCAUCAUUGUAUUCUGAACAUUAUUCUGAAAUUACGCUGUAUGUUCUGUUAUUUACUGGUGACUAACACUAAAAAUAAAUUUCCUCAUUCACACAGA
Molecule: messenger RNA, 2889 nt
Organism: Cyprinus carpio (common carp)
Lineage: Eukaryota; Metazoa; Chordata; Actinopteri; Cypriniformes; Cyprinidae
Product: golgin subfamily A member 6-like protein 22
Exons: 2
Coding region: 194-2311 (705 amino acids)
Molecular function (GO): GTP binding
Source: RefSeq, a predicted model, not a curated record